AUGGCGCCCCCUUUCCGAGCUGAGCAAAUCGAUUCUCUAAUGCGAUCGGCUGAGCUUUUAGCCGCUCGUGCGAUCGCUGGCAUGGCCACCUCAUACUCGCAAUUCAACGCGAAGACGCAGCUUGCGACCGAGAAUGCUAUUGCGGGCGCAGUAGCCAAGCAACCUGAGCUCGGGACUAGACCAAUCACUUCGGGCGAGUCUGCAAAAGAUAAACUUUUCUCUGGGUUCUUUGAAAGGCUCGGUGAAUUCACCGACAGAUGUCGAACAGAAUUCUCAACAAUGAAGACUCUUCAGACAUUGGGUAUUCAGACACGGGACUCAAUGGUUGCUGCCAACCGGGUCUAUCGUGUUGGGGCGCGUAUAUCUCUAAAUGGAGGCCUUGCGUAG
This is a messenger RNA of Penicillium soppii, 387 nucleotides long. RefSeq lists its product as uncharacterized. The record is from RefSeq and is a predicted model, not a curated record. The transcript is spliced from 2 exons. NCBI's taxonomy places the organism in Eukaryota, Fungi, Ascomycota, Eurotiomycetes, Eurotiales, Aspergillaceae. Bases 1 to 387 code for a protein of 128 amino acids.